This is a messenger RNA of Gloeophyllum trabeum ATCC 11539, 478 nucleotides long. RefSeq lists its product as uncharacterized. Bases 1 to 342 code for a protein of 113 amino acids. NCBI's taxonomy places the organism in Eukaryota, Fungi, Basidiomycota, Agaricomycetes, Gloeophyllales, Gloeophyllaceae. The transcript has 3 exons. Gene Ontology annotation, cellular component: mitochondrial inner membrane. Gene Ontology annotation, biological process: mitochondrial respiratory chain complex IV assembly. The record is from RefSeq and is a predicted model, not a curated record.
AUGGCCGUAUUCCCCUCCCGCCCGCUGAACACCUCGCCGGUGCACCGCACGCUGCGGAAGCACCCCUCGCUCUUCGGCGUGCCUUUCAUCGCGCUCAUGGUCGGCGCGUCGUUCGCGCUGCAGCAGUUCACGCAGACGCGGUACGACCUCCAGGACCAGAAGGUGUCGCAGAUGUCGAAGGAGGAAGCACUGGGCUUGAAGAAGAAUAGGAAGAAGUUUGAUAUUAGGGAGGAGUAUUACAAAUUAAGCCAAGAGGUUGACGAUAACUGGGAUAUGAAGAGGAUACAGCGGCCAAAGGGCGUCCCUGAGUGGGGCGUACCACCCGAGGAGCCUGCUCGCUGAGGCGUAGCCUGCGAAGGUUGAUUUGGUAUCUUCGUUGCUUUACCCCUGCUUUACUGUACUUCUAAUGGAAUCUAUGAUGUAUCAAACGUACUUAUGGCUAACUUAUUGUUGACCUGGACUGUCAACUGGUCGCGAG